Messenger RNA from Magallana angulata, 1182 nucleotides. Its product is annotated as four-domain proteases inhibitor-like. Gene Ontology annotation, molecular function: protein binding. The transcript is spliced from 11 exons. NCBI's taxonomy places the organism in Eukaryota, Metazoa, Mollusca, Bivalvia, Ostreida, Ostreidae. Bases 174 to 1133 code for a protein of 319 amino acids. The record is from RefSeq and is a predicted model, not a curated record.
AUUGAAAUCAACUUCUAUAAUGAUAAAAUUAGUUCAAAUGUAUAAUUACAGACAAUUAUUCAGGACUACAUGACCAAAAUAUGAUGUAAACGCGCAGUGCACAGAGACUCUCGUCUGCAGUUGGAAAAGGAAUUUACAUUAUUUGAUAAGUUUAACAUCCACCAUAUCUAACGAUGGUGCCUAGAGGAAUGGCAGUGUUUUUGGCAGUGGUUUUGGUUGUCGUAAGGACGAUGGUCUGUUCGGAACAGAUUGCGUGUACAGCGGAUUAUAGCCCUGUGUGUGGACGAAACGACAGGACGUAUGACAAUGAGUGUCUGGCUCGCUCGGCGGGCGUGGGAGUGGCACACAAAGGGAAGUGCAAAUGCGCAUGUCCAGAAAACAUGCAUCCAGUCUGUGGUUCCAAUGGUGUCACAUAUGACAACGCAUGUUUAGCUAAAUGCGAUUUGGUCGGCUUUAGGCCCGGAUCGUGCGUUUGUAAACAUGUAGCACACAAUUGUUCGUUCACACAAGUGUAUACAGAUAUGAAGACCGGACUGAUAAUCGUUGGAGCUGUGUUGGCCGCCGUCGCACUGUGUGACGCUAGGAGCCCCCCAAGACCUCAAGUCUGCACUACUGACUGGAAGCCCGUAUGUGGAGUCGACAACAAAACCUACGGCAACGUGUGUAUGGCUAAAGCUAAAGGGGUUCCGAUCGCUAAACCAGGAGAGUGCAAAAAAUGCCCUUGUCCAAAGAUUAUGAAACCUGUAUGCGGAGUGAACAAAGUGACCUACGAUAACAAAUGCCUCGCCGAAUGCGCAGGGGUAAUGUUCUUCCCAGGACCAUGUACAAUGGACUGUUACCAAGCCCUGUGUUUGCUGUUGGCUGUGACCCUCACAGUGGCAGCAAUGGAUGGUCCUUGUUCGUCAGAAGACCGACCGGUUUGUGGGCAGGACGAUCAAACCUACAAAAACAAAUGUGAAGCAGAAAUGGCAGGGGUGGAUAUCAAACACGAGGGGAAGUGCGUCCGCCUCUGUAAAUGUCCCAAGAUCCUGAGGCCCGUGUGUGGAGAGAACGGUGUCACAUACGCAAACAAAUGUCUGGCGGAGUGCAGGGGAGUAUUGAAUUAUACACAGGGACCCUGCUCUCAACAAUAGAAAAAAUCCUUCGCUUGUAAAAUCAUUUGAAUUAAAGACAUUCGAAACA